AUGACGAAGGUUAACUCCGGUAUCGCCAGCUCGCGACGAAAGUCGAGAAAGGCGCACUUCGGUGCGUCUUCCGGCGAGCGCCGUGUCAUCAUGAGCGCUCCUCUUAGCAAGGAGCUCCGUGAGAAGUACAACGUCCGUAGCAUCCCCGUCCGAAAGGACGACGAGGUCACCAUCGUCCGAGGCACCAACAAGGGCCGCGAGGGCAAGGUCACCGCUGUCUACCGUCUCAAGUACCAGAUCCACAUCGAGCGCGUCACCCGCGACAAGGCCUCCGGCCAGAGCGUGCCCCUCGGCAUCCACCCCAGCAAGGUCGUCAUCACCAAGCUAAAGCUCGACAAGGACCGUGAGAACAUCCUAGAGCGCAUCAAGGUCGGCCGCGAGCUGCGAUCCAAGGGCAAGGCUGCUGCCAAAUAA
Messenger RNA from Daldinia loculata, 414 nucleotides. Its product is annotated as putative 60S ribosomal protein L26-1. Gene Ontology annotation, cellular component: cytosolic large ribosomal subunit; ribosome. Gene Ontology annotation, biological process: cytoplasmic translation; ribosomal large subunit biogenesis. NCBI's taxonomy places the organism in Eukaryota, Fungi, Ascomycota, Sordariomycetes, Xylariales, Hypoxylaceae. Gene Ontology annotation, molecular function: RNA binding; structural constituent of ribosome. Bases 1 to 414 code for a protein of 137 amino acids. The record is from RefSeq and is a predicted model, not a curated record. The transcript is spliced from 3 exons.